AUGGAGCUCCUUGACAAGAUCGCGAUCUAUGUUGCCAUCAUCACACCCCUCAUCAUGGUGUCCAAGCCCAUUCUACCGAAGGUGGUCUGGGGAUAUGACUUUCUGCCCCAAAUGGCGUGUCAUAUGUGGUCCUUCGUGAUUGCUUGCUUCAUCCUGUUGCACAGCGGCGGGGAGGAAUGGAUGGCGUUUAUUUCCUUUGCCUCAGCAAUGUUGAUCGUCGCCAACUUGGCGACCAUGGGAUUCUCCCUGGACCUGUCUGCUCCGGCAGUCGCCUUGCUCUGGGAGUUCAACUACCUGCUGGAGCGCUUUCAGCCUGUAGCGGGCCGUGAGUUCUCACGCACUGAAUUGCCAUGGGCCUCAGACGUGUACGGAGGGGAGGGUGCGCUCACAGCAAACAUGGAGCUGGUGGACAAGAUGGCCGCCCUGCUCAGACGCAUGGCGAUCUAUGUCUUGGUGAUUACACCACUCAUCAUGCUGUCCAAGCCUAUUCUGCCCAAGGUUGUUUGGGGAUACGACUUCCUGCCCCAGAUGGCCUGCCACAUGUGGUCCUUCGUCAUCGCUUGUUUUAUCCUGCUGCACAGCGGAGAUGAUUACAUGGCCCUGAUCUCUUUUGCCUCGGCUAUGCUAAUUGUCGCAAAUUUGGCCACCAUGGGAUUCUCCUUGGACUUGUCCGCCCCAGCAGUGGCACUCCUCUGGGAGUUUUGCUACCUGAUGAACCGCUUCCAGCAGCUGCCGUAG
Molecule: messenger RNA, 738 nt
Organism: Symbiodinium necroappetens
Lineage: Eukaryota; Dinophyceae; Suessiales; Symbiodiniaceae
Source: the annotation of a GenBank genome assembly